GCAGUUCUCCCUCACGAGAUUGCUCCUUCUUGCAACUUUAUAUUGCAUAUAUAAGGGUCCCGGUUGGUACAACGAUGUACAUCCCUUACCACUUCCCCUCCAUCCACCACAAAUAUGUCCCCCGUCGCGCUUCAGGUGCAGCGUGCAGUCGUCCUUCAUGGUGCUAAAGAUCUUCGUCUCGAAGAACGUCCGUUCUGGCCUCCUCAUUACAACCACGUACAAGUAGCAGUGCGCUCAACCGGACUAUGCGGAAGUGACUUGCACUAUUAUCUGGAGGGUCGGAAUGGUGAUUUCGCACUCCAAGCACCUCUCGUCCUCGGCCAUGAAUCGGCGGGUGUUAUCACUGCUGUCGGUCCGGGUGUGAAGAAUCUUAUUCCUGGACAACGCGUUGCAAUCGAGGCCGGUAUAAUGUGCACAGAGUGCAGUUAUUGCCAGGCUGGCCGCUACAAUCUUUGUAAGGGUAUGCGCUUCGCCAGCAGCGCGAAGACCUUCCCUCAUCUCGACGGGACCCUACAAGACCGGAUGAACCAUCCGGCGCACGUUAUUCAUCCACUUCCUGAUAACUGCAGCUUCGAACAAGCCGCCUUGGCUGAACCGCUGUCAGUUUUGAUACACGCCGGUAGACGAGCCAAUCUUGGUUCAGGUCAGCGUGUUCUCGUGUUUGGUGUGGGUUCCAUUGGUGUCCUCGCUUGUGCACUAUCCAACGCAUAUGGUGCCUCGCGGGUCGUUGCCGUUGACAUCAAUGAAGCGCGACUGAACUUCGUGAAGUCGCACGGUUUCGCUUCACAAACGUACUGCUUGCCUAUGGGCGAUAAGGCUAAAACAACCGAAGACCAGCUUCGACGUGCAAAAGACAACAUCACGGCUGCCUUGCUCAAAUUCAACGAGCCUGAAGGCUUUGACGUAGUCUUCGAAUGCACGGGCGCUGAGCCCUGCAUUCAGAUGUCGAUUUACCGCUUACUCGCGACUUUCCAGGCUGCUGUUGCUGGUGGCAAAGUUAUGCUGGUCGGAAUGGGAUCACGAAAUGUCAUGCUUCCGCUCUCCGCGGCAGCCCUGCGUGAAGUAGACAUUCACGGGUCCUUCCGUUACGCCAACACAUACCCUGAGGCUAUCAAGCUGCUCGCAUCAGGUAAACUUCGCAAUAUCGAAAAACUUGUAACACACCGCGUCCCCUUGGAAGAUACUGCUCGAGCUUUUGAAUUAUUAGCUCGCGGCAAAGACGAGGAUGGAAAUAUGGUUAUCAAGAUUAUGGUUGGACCUUCAUCAUAA
Messenger RNA from Suillus paluster, 1269 nucleotides. RefSeq names its product chaperonin 10-like protein. Bases 115 to 1269 code for a protein of 384 amino acids. The record is from RefSeq and is a predicted model, not a curated record. The transcript has 4 exons. NCBI's taxonomy places the organism in Eukaryota, Fungi, Basidiomycota, Agaricomycetes, Boletales, Suillaceae. Gene Ontology annotation, biological process: D-sorbitol catabolic process. Gene Ontology annotation, molecular function: L-iditol 2-dehydrogenase (NAD+) activity; zinc ion binding.